Messenger RNA from Lentinula edodes (shiitake mushroom), 591 nucleotides. RefSeq lists its product as uncharacterized. The record is from RefSeq and is a predicted model, not a curated record. Bases 1 to 591 code for a protein of 196 amino acids. NCBI's taxonomy places the organism in Eukaryota, Fungi, Basidiomycota, Agaricomycetes, Agaricales, Omphalotaceae. The transcript has 3 exons.
AUGUAUCUUCACUGCUUGCGAACCGACUCUCACUUUUUACUAUUCGCCCUCGUUCUUGUCUCUGCUGUAGUAGCAGCAGCAGCUCCCGGUAUUAGGCCAGUUCAACAACGCCAUUCUUUGACCUCAACAUCCUAUAUCCCCAAGGUCACGCUAGCUUCAGUAAAGUUUCCAGGAACUGAAACUGAAACUGACAUCAAAUCGAAGAACGGCUUACACAUCGAGGCUGCCAUCAAAAGAUUUCUUCGAAAAGUAAUCAAAUCACAAUUUGAACUUGGAGAUUUGAAGGACAACUUCAAGUUCUACGGUUCCCCGUCUAAGCCAGAUAUAGAGGGUCGGUACCACUUUGACGUCAUCCUUUCUCUGAAUCCCCCGACGUCCGAUUGGAAGGGUAAGGCAGCAGUGCGUUUUACGAACAAAGUUUUGCAGAAAACGAGAAUCUGGGGUACGCUGAAUGAUACCAGUGGGGAUAGGAUCGCCGAGAUUAGUGAUAAUGUGUUCAAUAACGCCCUCUUCACGCAAGGAAGACCCAUGGACGUGAACUUAUACACUCUAGCAAAGCUUGAGGGCGGGAAAAAGAGGACUAUCUCCUGA